Messenger RNA from Solea senegalensis (Senegalese sole), 5734 nucleotides. It is a transcript of the gene slitrk5, whose product is annotated as SLIT and NTRK-like protein 5. The record is from RefSeq and is a predicted model, not a curated record. Gene Ontology annotation, biological process: axonogenesis; regulation of presynapse assembly; positive regulation of synapse assembly. NCBI's taxonomy places the organism in Eukaryota, Metazoa, Chordata, Actinopteri, Pleuronectiformes, Soleidae. Bases 947 to 3571 code for a protein of 874 amino acids. Gene Ontology annotation, cellular component: membrane. Gene Ontology annotation, molecular function: protein binding. The transcript is spliced from 2 exons.
ACUAUUGCACGCAUGAAAUUGCUUUUCAUUUCCGCGCAGAGUCAAGUCAUGAGAUUGGGGAAUUAUGCGGGUUUCCUUUUUGUUUCCUCUUUCUGCUGCCGUGCUAUGGUAAUUGUGUCAUAAUAACACGUCCGUCGCUGUAGGGAAUGCGCUGGUUUGCACCAGCAGAGAUCAAGUUGCACUAGUUGAAACGUUGGUGGAGGAGAUUAAGCUUUAGGAUAUCUUAUGACCUAUGCAGGACUGUCUGGAGGAAGCUGAUCGGAUUCCUGCGUCCAGGAGGAAACACAUCCACUCAUCUCCGGUCGAUGUGAAAUGACUUGCCACUGAAAUAAAGAGACCUUGGGCAGAUCUAUACAUAAACUGGUACCAGCCGCACCAUUGGCAGCAGACGAGGGGGGAUUCGUGCCUCCUCUCCUCUCUUCUCCUCCGCGGAGCCAGUGCGCAUGCAUGGAUGAAAGUCACAGUUAAAAUGCAUGCGGCAAGUCUCGUCUGAUGUGUGGGAUUACGCCGCGUCUCCAUUCGCUCCUCUUUUCCUCUUGACCAUGUUCGAACUUUGGUUCUGGCUCUUUUUCCGAGAUGACACUGCCGAUUUCUGGAAGCAAACAUCAGAAGUCCGCUGUGCCGCGCUCGCUGCCGCGUUGUCGGCGUGAAUGAGACUGUGUCAUCGAUGACUGGUUUAUGGAGCUAAACACUGAGGAGACUUGACUUUAAGGAUUCCUUUUUUUUUGUAUGAUUUGUAUUUUGAGUAAUAUUUUUAACAGCCGACAGAAGGAAGGAAGGAGGACGGGUGGGUGUUGGAAACCCAUGUUUGUCACUGAGGCUGGAGAAAAGAGAAAAGGGCACAGUCGUGUUUUUCGGGAUGCUUUGGCGUUCACCGGGAUCUGCACGAUGACUCCUCACAUUGGUACCACACUUGAGUGAGCUGGGGCAUCCUCUCCCAGGAAAAAUGCAUAUCUGGAUCCCAAACAUAAUCCUUCUGAUUGCAUCAUCUCUGAGGCUGGUUGAGAUGUAUGACAAUUAUGGGGAAAUCUGUCGCAAUCUGUGCACGUGCGAGGAGAAGGAAGGGAUCCUGACAGUGAGCUGCGAGAACCGGGGCAUCAUCAGACUCACUGAGAUCAGCCCUGUCCAUUUCUCCGUGUACCAUCUUCUGCUGACGGGGAACCUCCUGAAGAAGGUGUCAGUAAAUGAUUUCAUCAAUUACACUGGGGUGACCAUUCUGCACCUGGGGAACAAUGACAUCUCUGAGAUAGAGUCAGGUGCCUUCAAUGGUCUCCAGGGAUUAAAAAGAUUGCACCUGAAUAACAACAAGAUUGAAGUCCUUAGGGAUGACACUUUUGCAGGACUGGAGAGUUUGGAAUAUCUACAGAUUGAUUAUAAUUACAUCACCAAUAUAGAAUCCAAUGCCUUGAGCAAACUGCACCAACUGACAGUGAUGAUUUUGAAUGACAACCUGCUCUCAGCCCUGCCUCCAAACAUCUUUCGGAAUGUUCCCCUUACGCACUUGGACCUGAGGGGGAACCGGUUAAAAAUGUUCCCCUACAUUGGCCUCCUGGAGCACAUGGACAAAGUUGUGGAAUUACAGCUGGAGGAGAAUCCGUGGAAUUGCUCCUGUGAGCUCAUCGCCCUAAAGGCCUGGCUGGAGAGUAUAGCAUAUACAGCUCUUGUGGGGGAGGUGGUGUGCGAGACACCAUUCCGGCUCCAUGGUCGGGACCUGGAUGAGGUAUCUAAGCAGGAACUCUGCCCAAGAAGGCCCUUAGAAGAUACAGUUAGGCCUGCACCCCCGAGCAGCACCAGUGGAUAUUUCCAGACAACACCUGCACCUGCUGUCACGUCCUCUGCCACCUCCUCUGCUGUUUUCAGGUCCUCUUCUAGGCCUACCAAGGGCACACGGCAAUUUAACAGAACUAGAUUAAAACCCACCUCCAGAAUACCAGGUGGUAACCCUUACAACUAUGGCCCCAUUAUUGCUUUUCAAACAAAAUCUCCUGUGCCUUUGGACUGCCCCACUACCUGCACAUGCAACCUGCAGAUAUCUGAAAUCGGGCUAAAUGUCAACUGCCAAGAGAGAAAGAUUGAAAGCAUUUCUGAUCUAAAACCGAAGCCAUACAAUCCUAAAAAAAUGUAUCUCACUGGAAAUUAUAUCCCUGUGGUACGCAGAUCAGAUUUUGUUGAUGCCACUGGACUUGAUUUGCUUCACCUGGGAAACAACAGGAUAACACUGAUCCACGACCGGGCUUUUGGGGAUUUAACCAAUCUGCGUAGGCUGUAUUUGAAUGGUAAUCUCAUGGACAGGCUUACAGGAGAAAUGUUUUUUGGUCUUCAGAACUUGCAGUAUCUUUAUUUAGAAUACAACAAAAUCAAGGAGGUUGAUGAGGGCGCUUUUCGCUACCUCCCUAAUCUCCAGCUGCUUUUCCUCAACAAUAACCUCCUGAAAACCUUACCUGUGGGCAUCUUUUCCAGCCUCUCCCUGUCUAGGCUUAACCUGCGCAACAACUAUUUCCAUAACCUGCCUGUGAGUGGGGUGUUAGAUCAACUUAAGCAGCUGUUGCAGAUAGAUCUCUUUGAAAACCCCUGGGACUGCUCUUGUGACAUAGUGGGGAUGAAGAUAUGGCUGGAGAAGCUCAGUGCCGGCACUGUGGUGAACGAAGUUGUGUGUGAGACACCCAAACGCCACACUGGAAUGGAACUGCGCUCAAUUGAGUCAGAGCAGCUCUGCCCGGACUACUCUGACGCAUCUGUCUCACCAACUUCCCCCACAGAUGAGCCCAUGGAUGAGCGAGUCGCCGCCACCACCACCGCGCCACAGAAGUUCAACACCCCAAGCAGCACUGUUCCGCUCUCUGUCCUCAUCCUCAGCCUCCUGCUUGUUUUCAUCAUGUCUGUCUUUGUGGCUGCGGGACUUUUUGUCGUAGUGAUGAAAAAGCGCAAAAAGUCACAGAGCGAUCGCACGAGCACCAACAACUCAGAUGUCAGCUCUUUUAACUUGCAGUACAGCCUCUACAGCAACCGCUCUGGCCCCAAAGUUAAGGCACCAGCCGGCCAUGUGUAUGAGUACAUUCCCCAUCCCAUGGGCCACAUGUGCAAAAACCCCAUUUACAGGUCACGGGAAGGAAACACGGUGGAGGAUUAUCACGACCUCCAUGAGCUCAAGGUCACAUACAGGAGUACCCCAGAUGAGGAGAGGGACAACAGGAGCCCGGCAUACAGUGUGAGCACUAUUGAGCCACGUGAAAAUCCCUCUCCUGUCCAGGACGCGGACCAUUUCUUCAGAGGCAUCCUUGAGCCGGAUAAGCAGUCCCCCCAUCAGUCCAUCCCCUCCAUCCCAGCAGGGGCCAAUUUAGAGUACAAGUACACAGGGCCUGUGUCGUACACAUACAACCCAAAUUUUGAUGUCAGACGUCAGUUCUUACACCCGGAGAGGAUAAGAGAAACGGUGCUCUACGGCACAGCACCCAGUACUGUUUAUGUCGAGCCCAAUAGAAAUGAGUAUUUGGAGCUUAAAGCUAAACUGCAGUCUGAGCCUGAUUACCUCGAAGUUCUUGAGAAACAGACCACCUUUAGCCAAUUCUGAGCAACAGUCAUUAAAGUCAUGACGCAUAAUUCUCUCUUGACCCUCCUUGAAAUGGUGGCUCACUUUAUGAGGUGCCUUGGCACAACACAAACAAGCAAAAGGAAACAGAGUUUAAAAAAAAAGAAAGGAAAAAAAAAAAAACGGGGUGUGCCGAACAAUCUUCUUCUUAUUUCUGAAACAUGACAUUACAGGAAAUGGAUACAGCUUUCUGAAACGUGGAUGAACAACACUGCUCUACUCUAACUGAUCAUGCAAAAUCUAUUUUUCUAUGGUGAAGAUCAAAUAACAACACAAAAUGUAAGUGUACAGGUAAAUCUUACCCCAACUUCAUUUUCAGGAAUAUAACCAUGCAUAAGGUAUAUUGUGAAUCAGAACAGAAAUGUUUAUAAAAUCAACUCCUGGACAAAAACACUGUACAGCAGAUUCAUCAAAACUGUGUAGGGACUAUUUUCUGCUGUAGUCUGUAAGUACGUAUUUAUUGAUAUAAUCUGCCAUGUCUUUUCAAAACUUUUGAUUCUACAUCAGUAUUACCUGUGUCAUCAUACUCCAUGAUCUUCUGGAAAGGCUUCUGUUUGUAGUUUCAUUUACUGUAGCUCUGCAUUGUAAAAGUGGCUUUUUUUGAAAGUGGCACACCCCCCAAUGUUCAAAACAGACUGCAUCAUUUGAAGAAGAUGGAAAAAAAAAGAAAAAAAGAAGUGUCUUUGUAUGCUUUCUGCACUUUUUUGGAAAUGAAAGGCGAGUUGGCCUUCAAUGAGCUCUCAUAAAGGAGAUUAUUAUAUUAAAAAUGAAUAUGGGUAUUCAUUCUUAAUAUGUAGAAUCACUAUGUUAUCAACACAAUUCAUAAACAAUAUUUGAAGUAUUAAUUAUGUUGUGUAAUACUGAUAUUUUAUUCAAUGUAACACCUAUUUUUAUACAAGCAUUCGCAGAUUCUCUAUCCCUUAUCGACUUGAUUUGUUUUGAUUGCUUUGCACUUAUUGCACUAUAUUGACCAAACUAUGUUGUUGUCAUCAAAUAAACAUGAUGUCAGGUUCAUAUAAUGUCAUGAGGAAAACAAGGCUGUCCGUGAUGAAUCAGAAGCAUCUGGAGAAGUGUUUCAGGGGCGAAAAAGUCAUUUAAUUUUGCCAUGAAAUAACAAUGCACUGGCUGAUGGGAAUUGGCCAUUUUGUGGACUCAAUCAAGCCAGAUUAAGGUACACUUUAUAUGCCUCGGUCUAUGGGGGAACUAGAGUCUCAGUGAGGUUUGGAAUCAAUUGGUUGCAAUCAAUGAGCAUUAUCUGAGGCUGUCCCUGUGCAAUUAUACCAUAACAGUAAUCAUGUUGUUGCCUGGCAAGUAGUAAAUUGGUCAUUUAUAUAAACAUCAUUGGAGCAGACUUGAAAAAGAAUAGUAGUCACAACCAUGUUGUUUGUUUUUGUACGUGUGAACCUUUCUCAGAUCUAUUCCUUUGUUUUACAACCAGAAGAAAAUAUGUCUUUUUUAACUACUGCUGCUGCUUGGUUCUUGAAUCGCUUGUUGUUUUGUUAACUUGCUGUUCACUUGACCCACUUAAAUCCAAUAUGCAAAGUAGGCUGAUAAAAAUGCAGCGGAUGCACCGUGCCUCCAUUUUCAGUGUGCAGUGGGCAUCACCAUUGAGGAAUUCAACGUUGCUUUACUGAGACAGGCAGGAUUCUCCGGAGAGGCGGCACAGAAACCUUUAUUUUAACAUUUAUUCAGGGGGAAAUAUUUGGAUAUGUUUCAUUUACAUUCAAUUGUAUUUAUUGCUGUUAUGGUGGGUUUCUAAAUGUCACUUCAUAUCUGUUAUAUUUGACUGAUUUUCACAUUUAGCAACAUGUCAGGCCACUUUUCUCAUUUACGAAGACAUUAGAAAAUGGAAACUUUUGCUGAAUGCUUUCUCGAAGCUCAGAGUCAGAACAGAAGGCACCAGUUGGUAGAUGAAGAGCUCUGGAACAUAGAGCGGCUGUGGAUGUGUCAUACAUGUAGCAGGCGACGUGAAUCAUAGCCAAGAAGUGUGUGCAUUCGCCCAGCAUUGGCGGCCUGUGGGACUGCGGAGUGCUGACGGUUUCUGACAAGGGGAUCUUUCUUUUCUCAUGCCAGCAUGGAGAUUCAUUCGCCGAGGUGCAAAAUGAAAGCACCUUAAAUCAGUCAAUAAAUGUAGCUCAGAUGGCA